UGCCCGCUUCCAAGAUGGCGGCGGCGGUGUCCGGCGCGCUCGGCCGGGCGGGCUGGAGGCUCCUGCAGCUGCGGUGCCUGCCCGUGUCUUGUUGCCGACUACUGGUGCCACGUGCCUUCCAUGCUUCAGCUGUGAGGCUGAGGUCUUCAGAUGAGCAGAAGCAGCAACCUCCCCCCUCUUUUUCUCAGCAUUCUGAGACACAGGGGGCAGCAAAACCCAAUCCAGAGUCUUCUCAUUCAUUCCCCAGGUAUACAGACCAGGGUGGCGAGGAAGAAGAGGACUAUGAGAGUGAGGAGCAGCUACAGCACCGCAUCCUGACGGCAGCCCUGGGGUUUGUGCCCGCCCAUGGGUGGACUGCAGAGGCGAUUGCAGAAGGAGCCCAGUCUCUGGGUCUCUCCAGUGCAGCAGCCACCAUGUUUGGGAAUGAUGGUAGUGAGCUGAUACUGCAUUUUGUGACCCAGUGCAAUGCUCAGCUCAGCCGUCUUCUGGAAGAAGAGCAGAAGCUGGUACAGCUGGGCCAGGCAGAGAAGAGGAAGACAGACCAGUUCCUGAGGGAUGCAGUGGAAACCAGACUGAGAAUGCUGAUUCCGUACAUUGAGCACUGGCCCCGGGCCUUGAGCAUUCUCAUGCUCCCUCACAACAUCCCGCCCAGCCUGAGCCUGCUCACCAGCAUGGUGGAUGACAUGUGGCAUUAUGCUGGGGACCAGUCCACUGAUUUUAACUGGUACACCCGCCGAGCAGUGCUGGCUGGCAUCUACAACACAACAGAACUGGUGAUGAUGCAGGACUCGUCCCCAGACUUUGAGGACACUUGGCGCUUCUUGGAAAACCGGAUUAAGGAUGCAAUGAACAUGGGCCACACUGCCAAGCAGGUAAAGUCCACUGGAGAGGCACUGGUGCAAGGACUCAUGGGUGCUGCGGUGACGCUCAAGAACUUGACAGGUCUAAACCAGCGCCGGUGAGAGGAAGGGGUGGAUGAAAACGAGCAGAUAGAUUGAAAGGGCUUUGAAAAGUAUGAAGUGCCAUGCACGUAACAGGGUGUUAAUGAGAACAAACUGAGACUCCUGAGUCAUUACCACAACCACUUGGAAGCCACAGGGCACUUGAUAACAUGGUUCUGGCUUAGGAUUGGGCCACUUCUUCAGUUCCUAAUGCCAGGCCAAGCCUCCAGAUGUCUUUCCACAUUGCGAUUGGAAAAUGAGACUGCUGUCCAAGCAUUCAAGCCACAGAAACCCAGCAUGUUCCUGUCAUGGUCUCACAGUCACCUUGAUCAUGUCUUAACCUUAGAAAUGCUCUUGGGUUCCUAAGCCAGAGUCAAAGUAGCCAAAGCUACUGCAAGGUGUCACCUCAUCCCCAGCACAGCACAGACAUGAGCACACAGAGGUGAUCCUUGCAGCUCCUUCCCUCUCAGCUGUCCUGAGAUGCUGCUCCUGGGAACCCUCUCAGAAAGCUGUCUCACCUGAGACAGGUGCCUGCUGGACAGUGAUGCUUCCGUUUGGCGAAAGGUGUGAUCCCAGUCCUGGUGUCACAUUUCACCAGCAUGUGUUGUCGGAUUAUUAGUGUAUUUAGAGUUCUGUAAAAUAAAUAAAUAAAUAAAUAUGGUUGAAGCAGU
This is a messenger RNA of Cynocephalus volans (Philippine flying lemur), 1612 nucleotides long. RefSeq names its product coenzyme Q9 (gene COQ9). Gene Ontology annotation, molecular function: lipid binding. NCBI's taxonomy places the organism in Eukaryota, Metazoa, Chordata, Mammalia, Dermoptera, Cynocephalidae. The coding region runs from base 15 to 962 and encodes 315 amino acids. The transcript is spliced from 9 exons. The record is from RefSeq and is a predicted model, not a curated record. Gene Ontology annotation, biological process: ubiquinone biosynthetic process. Gene Ontology annotation, cellular component: mitochondrial inner membrane.